AAUGGACUAUUACUCAUCUUUAGACCCGCGAUCAUUGAAUUCAACGCCGACUCUGUUUGAGAUUGUCUCCUCUGAUGAGCUGUCCGGGUUGUUAUCGCCUUCUCUGAGGUACAUCAUUGUCCACUAUGCACAGAAGUACCCACGCCAGUUGUUGCCAUUAGCAUUGAGAUUCGACGAGAUCAAUCUGACCCUGAGAGGGCUAUUGGAGUGGUAUUUUCUGCGGAAGUGGAACGCUACGUUCACAGAUAAGUUUUAUGGGCUGAAGAGGGCAAGCAAGGUCAAUGUUGAGGUUGUGAACCAGGAUCAAAUAUUCAACUUGAUUGAGACUCAAAGGAGAUUGAGUUCGGUUCAAAUCGCUGGAACUUUGGUCAACACGGUGGGGGUUUCCUAUGUGAGAGAGAAGUUGGAUGUUCUCUAUGAACGGCUCAUGGUGAAGGUUACACUGAGACAACUGAAAAUCACAGAUUGGAGGAGUUGGCUAAAAGUUUGGUUCGUCAAACUGUACCCAAAGUUGAAGAAGCUGCUGAGACUUUUGAACCUUUUAUGUCAAAUCGUAUAUCUUUCUGGAGGCUCGAAGAGUCCAAGCAUCAUUGACUGGCUGUUGAGCAUUGAAUACUCAAGAAUAACCCAGUUUGAUCAUGAAUUGCACGAGAGGAAGAAAGUUGCAUCACCAGAAAUCGGAAUUGACCGGAGUAGUGCAACGAGACCACCAAGCUUUGGACAGGAGUUUCUGUCAGUUGCAACCAGGUACUACGAACCUAUGCAGGCAUUUGCAGGACAAAUCUCUACAACAGCAUUCCCAUUGGCAAUCUUCGUUCUGAAAUUCCUCGAGUGGUGGAACUCAAGCGAAUUUGCUUCAAAAUUGAGUAACCAGAGGUUUGACAAAGACAUUCCGCCACCACCAGGCCAGUACCCUCUACAAAACUCACCAAAGUGCCCACUCUGUGCCGAGGAUAUCACCAACCAUGCGAUCAUUGAGACAGGCUACGUGUUUUGCUAUCCCUGUAUAACUCGCCAUCUCACAGAGGGAGAUGCCAAACACGGUGGUAGAUGUCCUAUCACAGGCCAAAAACUACUAGGAUGCCGUUAUGACUACGCUUCAAAGGAGUGGAAAGUUGACGGCAUAAGAAGGCUGAUCAUUUGACACGCCAACACAUCGUAAAUACAUAACCACAGUAUAACAGACAUAUCAAUCAUCCCACCAAAGGGUAGUACACCAUCUC
Williopsis jadinii is the source of this 1223-nucleotide messenger RNA. RefSeq names its product ubiquitin-protein ligase peroxin 12 (gene PEX12). Gene Ontology annotation, biological process: protein import into peroxisome matrix; protein monoubiquitination. Gene Ontology annotation, cellular component: peroxisomal importomer complex; peroxisomal membrane. The record is from RefSeq and is a predicted model, not a curated record. NCBI's taxonomy places the organism in Eukaryota, Fungi, Ascomycota, Saccharomycetes, Phaffomycetales, Wickerhamomycetaceae. Gene Ontology annotation, molecular function: protein binding; zinc ion binding; ubiquitin-protein transferase activity. The transcript has a single exon. The annotation marks the transcript as partial.